CCGCGAUGAACAGCUGAUCCUCCUACAGUGGAUAAAACCUUCCACGAUGGUCUCCGUCAGAUCAUGAUGUCUGCUCCUACGCAUGGCACUAUGUGAUUAGUUAUUGGACUAACAGAGAAAGGAAGUUAUUACAAGAAGAAAGAUAAUAUAAAUAUAUAUUAUAUUGGACCUCAAAAUUAAAGAUAAGGUGUUUGAUUUUCCUUGGAUCGGACCGAGCCCAUUGUGCGCUGUUCGGUGCGUAACCGACUCUCCAUCAUGAUAUUGCCAAGAGCGCUUCUCUUCACUUUGUCUUUCUUUUUGGCUACAUUCCUCUGCUACCUGCCUAAAGUCUCAGCGCAGAAGUCUGGAUCACGGUGGCUGAUUGGGGAAAGAGACAGUCACUGCGGGACUAUCUGCUCAAGGACCCUUGGGAAGCAUGUGUGUGGCUCCGAUGGGCGGACCUACGAGACAAACUGUGAGCUACAGAGGGCCCGCUGCAAAGAUAAAACACUGACAAUGGCACAUCGAGGGAGGUGUCGAGUGAAGUUUCUGUUGCCGGCGGCUCCAGCGCCUACCUCCCCGUCUGACGGGAGAGACCCAGAGUCUAAAGAUGCAGGCCAGUCAAAGUGCCUUGUUGAGAGGAACCAGGCUCUGGAGCAGUCCAGGAGGCCUCAGGAGUCCACGUUUAUCCCAGAAUGCAAUGAGGAUGGAACGUUUGCCCAGGUCCAGUGCCACACUCUGACAGGUUAUUGCUGGUGUGUCACCACCGACGGCAAGCCAGUGAGCGGUUCCUCUGUGCAUAACAGGAGGCCUGUUUGUUCAGGAAACUUCAGUGAAAAUAUGGGAACUCAUGCUGGAACGCGUGGAUUCUCAGUUAGGUCAGUAACUGACAGACCACCUGGGCCCCCAAAUGCGGGUAGAAAAGUCUCCUUCCGUUUCUUUCUCACUCUCAACCCAGACGAUGGCUCCAAGCCCACACCGACCAUGGAGACCCACAUCCCCCCCGAGGGUGAGGAGAUAACUGCUCCAACACUAUGGAUAAAACAUCUGGUGUACAAGGAGAAUAGGCAAAACAGCUCAUCUUCUAGAAAGCAAGAAAAGGUUCCCUCUUGUGACCAGGAGAGACAGAAUGCUCUGACUGAGGCUCAGCAAAGUUCUCGAGAGUCCAUCAUAAUCCCAGACUGUGGGUCUGGAGGCCUUUACAAACCAGUCCAGUGCCACCAGUAUACUGGUUACUGCUGGUGUGUUAUGGUGGAUACAGGACGGCCGAUCCCUGGAACUUCAACCUUGUACAAGACGCCAGAGUGUGACGAAGGUGCACGAUCUCAUGCCGCAGACACAGAGGAUCCAUUCAACGACAGACCCUUGCAAGGCUGCCCGGAGGGAAAGAAGGGGGAAUUCAUUACAAGCUUGUUAGACGCCCUUACAACCGACAUGGUGCAAGCCAUAAACUCACCAGCCCCCUCAGGUGGUGGGAGGUUUGUUGAACCUGAUCCCAGUCACACUCUGGAGGAAAGGGUGGUGCAUUGGUACUUUGCCCAGCUGGAUAACAAUGGUAGCAACGAUAUUACCAAGAAGGAACUCAAACCUUUCAAGAGGUACCUGAAGAAGAAAGCAAAACCUAAGAAAUGCGCCCGCAAGUUCACCGACUACUGUGAUCUGAAUAAGGACAAGGCUAUUUCGCUGCAGGAGCUGAAAGGCUGCCUUGGUGUCAGCAAAGAGGGGAGCUCAUUGACAGCUGGCAGCCAAGGGACAAGGCAAGGGACAAAACUGUUCAUAGGCCGUCUGGUGUGAAGAGAGAAGGAGCGAAGCGGCUGAAAGGAGAGCAGAGGGGACACAGGCGAAGCACCUGCACGCUUCCUGACGGGAAGUAAAGACGGAGCAGAAAAAUAAGGAAGUUUCUGAAUAAAAAAAAAAGAGAGAAAACAAGAAAAGCAGCAAAGCGGCGCCAAAAUAUUUGCACUUUUUCCUCCCUAUGUCUGACAUAUUUCUUGCUUUUACAUGUUUUUUAUUUUUUAUUUUGAUGUGACUGAUAAUUCACAAAGUAAGAAUGAGAAUAUAUUUGUAAAGAGACGAUAGGCUCACCACUGGAAGAGCAUGUAUGAGUGUUUCCUCUCCCCUGUAUGUUAAGUCUGCUGUUUUGAUUUGUUCAGUCCAUGUUCUAAUCCGAGGCCUGUCCAAAUAAAAGGUACGCCCCCUGUCUGAUGAGCAGGCAGAUCAGUAGCAAAUCUUAAAGUUCGAUCUAACUGUUACCUGAUGAAGACCCUGAAUAACUAAAAGUGGUAAAUUUUGUUUGCCUGAAACAUGCAAUUUUAGCUAAAACGCACACAUGUCCAAUAAGUGUAACUACCAUUUAAUAAAAUCCAUGAAUUCCCUCAUGCUGCAUGGAUAAUUUAAGAUGCAUUGGAUUUUUGCAACAAGAAAACAUAUGUUUUCCAUAAAUAUAUUAUGCAAGAACAAACUAGCUGUAACUACUUAAAUAUACCGCCCUAAAACUACUGCAAGACAGCUAAGCUUUCUGAAAAAAAAAGAAAACUUAACAAACAGUAUGUUCUCCAAAAGUAUAAAUAGACAAGGU
Cyprinodon variegatus (sheepshead minnow) is the source of this 2557-nucleotide messenger RNA. It is a transcript of the gene smoc1, whose product is annotated as SPARC related modular calcium binding 1. The transcript is spliced from 15 exons. Gene Ontology annotation, molecular function: calcium ion binding; heparin binding; extracellular matrix binding. Gene Ontology annotation, biological process: extracellular matrix organization. The record is from RefSeq and is a predicted model, not a curated record. NCBI's taxonomy places the organism in Eukaryota, Metazoa, Chordata, Actinopteri, Cyprinodontiformes, Cyprinodontidae. Bases 256 to 1773 code for a protein of 505 amino acids. Gene Ontology annotation, cellular component: basement membrane.